CCUGUAUGAAAGCAAAUAGAAAGAGGCGGUCAGAGGCUUUUCAGAAAGCUGUGUGAUUUGUUCAGCCGCGUCUGCGUCCUUCCGGCGUCGAGGUGGAAGCGGGUGGGCUCGUGGCAGGGCGGUGCUGGAGGUUGAGUCCGGCUCCUCAAGCGGCAGUCUCGUAGUCGCGCCCCGGCGAGAGGCGGACCGCCCAGCGGCUGUGAGCGAAGAUGGCGCUGUCGGCCGCCGCGGCGAGGGUCUGGGGUCCGAGUCGAGGCCUGGGCCGGGCCAGCCUCCUGCUUCUGCAGCGACUUGGCGCUCGGGGAGUGGCCAGCUCUGUGAGUACCUGCGGCCCCGAGGAGUCUUCUCUCAGUAGGAUUAAGAAGCACCACAGGAGGCAGCAGCAGGAGUUCUCGUCCCUGGACGACAAGCCCCGCUUCCCAGGGGCCUCGGCGGAGUUUGCAGACAAGCUGGAAUUCAUCCAGCCCAAUGUCAUCUCGGGGAUCCCCAUCUACCGGGUCAUGGACCGGCAGGGCCAGAUCAUCAACCCGAGUGAGGACCCUCAGCUGCCCCAGCAGGAGGUGCUGAAGUUCUACAAGAGCAUGACGCUGCUCAACACCAUGGACCGCAUCCUGUACGAGUCCCAGCGGCAGGGCCGGAUCUCCUUCUACAUGACCAACUACGGCGAGGAGGGGACGCACGUGGGGAGUGCAGCCGCCCUGGACAACACGGACCUGGUGUUUGGCCAGUACCGGGAGGCAGGUGUGCUGAUGUAUCGGGGCUACCCGCUGGAGUUGUUCAUGGACCAGUGCUACGGCAACAUGAAUGACCCGGGCAAGGGCCGCCAGAUGCCCGUCCACUACGGCUGCAGGGAGCGCCACUUUGUCACCAUCUCCUCUCCGCUGGCCACGCAGAUCCCUCAGGCUGUAGGGGCAGCCUACGCAGCCAAGCGGGCCAACGACAACAGGAUUGUCAUCUGCUACUUCGGCGAGGGGGCCGCCAGUGAGGGGGAUGCCCACGCCGGCUUCAACUUUGCUGCCACCCUCGAGUGCCCCAUCAUCUUCUUCUGCCGGAACAACGGCUAUGCCAUUUCCACACCAACCUCGGAGCAGUACCGGGGGGACGGCAUCGCGGCCCGCGGCCCCGGCUACGGCAUCAUGUCCAUCCGUGUGGAUGGCAACGACGUGUUCGCUGUGUACAAUGCCACCAAGGAGGCCCGGCGGCGGGCGGUGGCCGAGAACCAGCCCUUCCUCAUCGAGGCCAUGACCUACAGGAUCGGGCACCACAGCACCAGCGACGACAGCUCGGCCUACCGCUCGGUAGACGAGGUCAACUACUGGGACAAGCAGGACCACCCCAUCUCGCGGCUGCGGCACUACCUGCUGAGCCGAGGCUGGUGGGACGAGGAGCAGGAGAAGGCCUGGAGGAAGCAGUCCCGCAAGAAGGUGAUGGAGGCCUUUGAGCAGGCGGAGCGGAAGCUGAAGCCCAGCCCCAACCUGCUCUUCUCCGACGUAUACCAGGAGAUGCCCUCCCAGCUCCGCAAACAGCAGGAGUCCUUGGCUCGCCACCUGCAGACCUAUGGGGAGCACUACCCCCUGGACCACUUCCAGAAGUGAGCCUGCGACCCCACCCCCCACCCCCGCCCUGCACGGAAAGAAGAGCUGGUUGAUACCACUGCCUUCCUUCCAGCCAGCACUAACUGGAACACUGGGGAGGCCAGGGCUGUGCCAGAGGGGUUGGGGCCCCACUCCCCACCUGGGAGCCCCUCUAGGCUGUGACCUCAGGACGUGACGGUGGUUACAGCACCCUCUCUGGCGGGCAGGCUGGCCAGGCACCUACAGGACUAGAAGAGGCCUCUGGACGGGGUGGGCGUGGCCUGGUAUGUGGACCCAUAGAACGCGCUCAAAGAGAGGACUGUGCAGCAGAGGUUGUGAAUAAACAGCUUCUCUGCUUUUGGCUCGA
Messenger RNA from Echinops telfairi (small Madagascar hedgehog), 1941 nucleotides. RefSeq names its product branched chain keto acid dehydrogenase E1 subunit alpha (gene BCKDHA). Gene Ontology annotation, molecular function: oxidoreductase activity, acting on the aldehyde or oxo group of donors, disulfide as acceptor. Bases 210 to 1595 code for a protein of 461 amino acids. The record is from RefSeq and is a predicted model, not a curated record. Gene Ontology annotation, biological process: branched-chain amino acid catabolic process. NCBI's taxonomy places the organism in Eukaryota, Metazoa, Chordata, Mammalia, Afrosoricida, Tenrecidae. The transcript is spliced from 9 exons.